Molecule: messenger RNA, 1411 nt
Organism: Salvelinus namaycush (lake trout)
Lineage: Eukaryota; Metazoa; Chordata; Actinopteri; Salmoniformes; Salmonidae
Product: homeobox protein MSX-2-like
Exons: 2
Coding region: 53-853 (266 amino acids)
Biological process (GO): embryonic morphogenesis; regulation of transcription by RNA polymerase II
Cellular component (GO): nucleus
Molecular function (GO): RNA polymerase II transcription regulatory region sequence-specific DNA binding; DNA-binding transcription factor activity, RNA polymerase II-specific
Source: RefSeq, a predicted model, not a curated record
GUUGACUCCGCGGACAACAGUUGAGAUGCGCAUAUUGUUGUUUACUUGAAGCAUGGAUUCUCCAGUAGAUUCGAAAGAUGGAUUUUCAACCUAUGAGGACACUCCUCCACGGAGGCAGUUUAAGGAGCGCAAAACACCUUUAUCACCUUUACCUUUCAGUGUGGAAGCGAUCAUGUUGGAUAGGACUCAUAGCGAAGGAGGGAGACGCGACAGCGGUACGAUAGUCUCUCCCCUGGGGAAUUACUCUGUAUCCGUGUCCAGACAGCCUUCUAGUCCAGAAUACUUUAUUCACAAUUUUGACCCGUCUUCUUCGCCAGUUAAAUCAGAGACGUCGGAACCAGGGGACUGUGCGUCAUGGAUGUCACCGCGGUGCAGGUUGUCUCCAGCGCUCAACCAGGUCAAUCCCUCCUUGAGGAAACACAAGACCAACAGGAAGCCCCGGACCCCCUUCACCACCUCCCAGCUCCUGUCCCUGGAGAGGAAGUUCCAUCAUAAACAGUACCUGUCCAUCGCUGAGCGGGCUGAGUUCUCCUCCUCCCUGUCCCUCUCAGAGACCCAGGUCAAGAUCUGGUUCCAGAACCGGCGGGCUAAAGCCAAGAGACUACAGGAGGCAGACGUAGAGAAACUAAAGAUGGCCGCCGCAGGUGUUGGAUCCAAGCCGGGGUUCUAUCACCCGGGGUUCUCCUCGCUGCCGUUCCCCCUCUGUCUCAGUCUGGAGGGUCUGGGUGGGGGGGUCUCAGGGAUGUGCGGAGGACAGGGGUACCCCUUCAGACGUACCACUCUGUUAACAACAGUACCACAUCUGGGGGUGUACACCUCACCUGUAGGGUACGGACUCUUCCACCUGUCCUGAGACUGGUCGGGGUGUGUGUGUGUGUUUUUGUGUGCGUAUGCGAUGAACCUUACAACAAGAUAUUAAAUUCUACUCUAACUCUCAGGGGUGCUUUGAAUAUAGUGUGCUGGACCUACUUUGAUAUAUUCAAGAGAUGUGGAAGUGUACAUUGUUAUACGGUACCUUGUGUUCCCUGGUUUGUUACGGAAGUGACUAGCGCAUCAGAACACCCAUAGUACAAGCAUCAUUGCAGGGUAAUUGUUCAUUUAUUCUAUACCUCUGACCUCCUGACCUGUGCUGUAUUUGCCAAAGCUAGUUGGCUCGUUCCCGAAGGAUAUUGAUCUGUUUGUCUGAUCACUCCGUAAAUGCCAGAUUAUCUCUAUAAUAGCAUUAGUGAUGUCUCUGUUUUUGCCCUUCCUGUCUUUGGGAAAGUUUAUUUUUAGACUUUCAUAUUUGUGAUAUACAUAUAGGACAACAUAUUUAUUGAAUAAAUGUAAUAUAAUUAAGCAGUAAAAGUCAAGGGGGUGUGGUAUAUGGCCAAUAUACCAUGGCUUAAGGUUAUUCUUAGCACGACGCAAC